AUGUCUGCCGAAAACACUAUCGCUAAACCUCGCUAUCGUAUUCCUACGAGUGAGGACCAUGAACGCACAUCUGCUCUUUUCUUGGGUCCCAAGGCAGAAAAUGCCAAAUUCCUCCGGGAGUGGUUGAUGACGGUCGUCUCUCAACAAGAAGCAGCCCGCCAUGCGUAUUCCCCGAAAGACAACAUCUUUAUUUCCGCCGCCACGCAAAGCUCCAAAGCUUUUCGCGAGACUACGAACGCAAUAACGAGCAACCUCACCGCGUUAUUGACCGAACUCGGCCAAAAAUCAGUUCCGUUCUACUCUCCCCGGUACAGCGGACAUAUGUCUGUAGACCAAAGUUUGCCGGCCAUUCUCGGGUAUUUGUCGACCUUGUUUUACAAUCCCAACAAUGUUGCCUUUGAGGCUAGUCCGUUCACGACUAUCAUCGAGGGAGAAGUUGGCUUGCAACUCUCUGAAAUGCUGGGUUAUAAUCGGCUAAAUAACGUGGAUGAACCUCUCGCCUGGGGACAUAUUGCAUCGGGUGGUACUGUUGCAAACUUGGAAUCAAUGUGGGCGGGUAAAACUUAUCUUGAUAUAUCCAUACUAGCGCGCAACCUCAAGUUCUAUCCUCUCUCGCUCCGAAAUGCUUCGGCCAAAGGCGCAGAAUUGGAAUUCAUUGCUGACACCUUCUCCGUGAAAACUUGCGUCGGUGAUGAGAAACUACUGAAGGACUGUAGUAUGUGGGAACUCUUCAAUUUGCAUGUAACCACCAUCUUGGACCUGCCCGACCGCUUGAACAAGGAGUACAGGAUUUCUGGCCAGUUCCUUGAAAAGGUUAUGCGCAAGUAUAUUAUCCAGUCGACCAACAAGGACGUGUUGAUGCAAAACUGGCAGCCUCCGGAGAAGCUUGUGCAACCUGUCGUUCUCUCCCCGAGCACCAAUCAUUAUUCAUGGCCAAAGGCUGCAGCUGUGCUCGGCAUUGGUUCUGAUAACCUUCGCAAUGUCCCGGUUGACAUGCAAGCGCGCAUGGACAUAAACGAGCUCGACCGUAUGUUGCAAAGGUGCCUGGAUGAGAAGACGCCGGUAUAUCAGGUCGUUGCUGUUAUUGGCACGACCGAAGAAGGUGGUAUCGAUCGCAUUACAGAGGUCCUGAGACUACGCAAAAAGUAUCAAGCCUUGGGUCUAUCUUUUGCCAUCCAUGCAGACGCAGCGUGGGGCGGAUACUUUGCAACCAUGCUACCCAGACCCACACCGUACACACCUGGACAAAAUACAUCGCUUCCCGCAGACAGCACCAAUCCGGACUUUGUCCCAUACGUCGGUUUACGCCCAGAGAGCGCCUUACAACUCAGCCAUAUAAAGUUUGCUGACUCCAUUACUGUCGACCCGCACAAGGCAGGUUAUAUUCCGUAUCCUGCCGGAGCGCUCUGCUAUCGAGAUGGUAGAAUGAGACACCUUCUUACGUGGUCCGCACCCUACCUUAUCCAAGGCAACGAAGGCCAAAGUAUCGGAAUAUACGGGAUCGAGGGAAGUAAGCCUGGUGCAGCAGCAUCCGCUGUAUUUAUGGCGCAUGGAACCAUUGGCAUUAACGGUUAUGGGAGCCUUCUUGGCCAGGCAAUGUUUACAUGCCGCCGAUACGCUGCUCACUGGUCUGCAAUGUCUACCGAUUCUACCAGUUUCACUGUCACCCCGUUCAAUCCUAUCCCCGCUGACGUCGACCCCAACGCUGACCCUGCAAAGGUUGAAGAGCAAAAGCAGUUCAUCAGAGAUCGUAUCUUGUUCAAGUCGAACGAGGAAAUAUACAACGAUUCCGAGGCUAUGGAACUCUUGCACCAACUUGGGUCCGAUCUCAACAUCAACGUUUUCGCAUGCAACUUCCGCGACCGCGAUGGCAAUCUCAAUAUAGAUGUCGAGGAAGCCAACUGGCUCAAUAACCGUAUUUUCCAACGCUUCUCUGUUACCAGUGCUGAGGAGAACCCAUUGGAUACGCCGUUCUUCCUCAGCUCGACCACCUUGAAACAGUCCGAAUACGGCGUCUGCGCAGCCGAAGUAAAGCGACGCAUGGGACUUGUAGGCGACCAGGAUGUUAUAGUCCUUAGGAAUGUUGUUAUGUCUCCAUUCACGGCAACGAACGACUUUGUGGGUACUCUGGCAAACACCUUCCAAAAGAUCGUUGAGGAGGAGGUCGAGUAUGCACGGAUCCGCAACGAUAUGAAACCUAGCAUUCACACCUUCCUUCUUCACGGUUCAGUAGAGCAAUAUUAUCUUGUCCACACCCCGACGAUCCAUAUGGCUAGCGGACGUCGCCAAAUCAUCCUUUCAGUAGAUAUUACGGGUACGGUUCACCAGGCGAUACAUGCCGAUGAACAAGUUGAGGCGCUCAUUAUACACAACACUGUUCCUCUCCGCCUUGACGAUAUUGUGGAUGGAGCGUCAUUCGAAGGCAUACUUAGCAUCGGAAAGAGGCAAACUGAUAUCAAAGUUAACAUUUCGAACAUCAAAGUCGUCAAGAAGCGCUCUCUGAUGACUGAGGACCUGGAAUCUGCGUACCCAUCAUUGAUGCCAUUCUAUUUCUACGGGACUCAAAAACACGCUCAUAUCGAUCAUGUCAUUACUGUCGUUCCUAACAUCCAUCUCAGUGCUGGCCGAAUUGAAUACAAAUUCGACGACGACUUGUCAAGCGAGGACCUCGCCAAGGGUCUCAUUGUCGUUGCUGAGAAUGUACAUGAGGCAUCCAUGCAGCCCUUCCCGCUCAUGAAAGAUCUCCAUAUCGACGACCAAUUCUUCUUCAACUCUGGGCAAACUCUCCACGUCAAAGUAUACAGAGACCCAUACCCCGCGUCGACCAUGGAUCCCAUCCCUCUCCACGACAUCAAGAACCAGCCCGUUGUUACACAAGGCACUAUCACGCUCGUCGGAAAUCUUUACGUUGACUCUGAUGCUCUCAAUGUCGCUUCCGAGCCUACUGCCGACGAUGACGCUCGCGCCGCUUCUCAAGCUCGCAAUAUGUACGGCGAGAUGACCGCUGGAACCAUCAAAGGUUGGCAAAGUGCUGUUCGUGAUUUCCACAACAAAUUAGAGACUAUCGCUCCCGCCAAGUAA
This is a messenger RNA of Psilocybe cubensis, 3081 nucleotides long. RefSeq lists its product as uncharacterized. Gene Ontology annotation, molecular function: pyridoxal phosphate binding; carbon-carbon lyase activity. Gene Ontology annotation, biological process: carboxylic acid metabolic process. The record is from RefSeq and is a predicted model, not a curated record. The coding region runs from base 1 to 3081 and encodes 1026 amino acids. The transcript has 9 exons. NCBI's taxonomy places the organism in Eukaryota, Fungi, Basidiomycota, Agaricomycetes, Agaricales, Agrocybaceae.